AUGUCACCGAUUACUUACCCUCCACCCGCCCACACCUACAUGUCGACCAAGGCGGCUGUUGUAUCGCAUCAGCCUGCUCCUGUCCAAGGGAUGGUCGUCGAGGAAAAGAAGGAGCAAGAGCCGAUGAGGCUUAGAGGUGGAUGUAUACCAUGCCCUAUAUACACUCGAAGCUCUUAUUACAGUCUUUAUUUCAGAAUUGUAUUGGAUCCUCGCAGGCUUCACGGCAACUAUAGAUUCGCAUCCUGUAUCACUGCUCAAGCGCUCACGCCUUCCCAAUACUCUAUUGCCGCCACACUUAUGAAGUCUAAUAUCAUUCAUUCUCUCGUCGCCGUUCAUCUACUAUCCCCCCAUGCGACAGCCAUAUCUCUUCCUGCACCUCUUAUGGAGACUCGCUCGGAAUGGGUUCAGGUUAUAUUGACAUUUACAGAAAACACACGAGGCAUAGCCCCAGUACGACAUAGCAUCGAGCAUGCUGAAAGGAAAGACAAGUGA
Molecule: messenger RNA, 492 nt
Organism: Guyanagaster necrorhizus
Lineage: Eukaryota; Fungi; Basidiomycota; Agaricomycetes; Agaricales; Physalacriaceae
Exons: 5
Coding region: 1-492 (163 amino acids)
Source: RefSeq, a predicted model, not a curated record